UCUUGUUCAUUUCGCAGGCGGCUCCAUGGGAAGUGAUGGAGGCUGUGAAGGUGGCAAUAGACGCGGGGUAUCGGCACUUCGACUGUGCCUACUUGUACCGCAGCGAGAGUGCAGUUGGAGCAGGGAUCUUGUGGAAGAUCAAGGAGGGCGUGGUGAAGAGGGAGGACCUGUUCGUUGCCAGUAAGCUCUGGUGCACCUUCCAUAAGAAGUCCCGGGUGAAAUUAGCAUGUACCCAGAGUCUCAAUGCCUUGAAGCUGAGCUACUUGGACCUCUACCUCAUACACUGGCCCAUGGGUUUCAAGUCUGGGAAAAAAGACGUGCCCGUGGACCACAGUGGCAUGAUUAUACCCAGUAACACGGACUUCCUGGACACGUGGGAGGCCAUGGAGGACCUGGUGGUUGCGGGGCUGGUGAAAGACAUCGGGGUGUCCAACUUCAGCCACGAGCAGCUUCAGAGAAUUUUGGAUAAACCCAACCUGAGGUUCAAGCCAGUGACUAACCAGAUCGAGUGCCACCCGCAUCUUACUCAGAACAACCUCAUCCGUUAUUGCCAGUCCAGAGGUGUGUCUGUGACUGCUUACCUGCCUCUUGGUGGUUCCAGAGAGGGGGUGGACCUGAUGGACGACCCCGUGAUUCAGAGGAUGGCACAGAAGUACAACAAGUCUGCAGCUCAGAUUUUGAUCCGAUUUCAGAUCCAAAGGAAUGUGAUAGUGAUUCCCAAGUCCAUCACCCCAAAGUGGAUUCUCGAGAACAUCCAGGAAAGUGUGUUUGAUUUUGAAUUAUCAGAAGAGGAUAUGAAUGUCCUCCUCAGCCUGAACAGAAAUCUCCGAUUGGCAAGGUUCCCCAUGUAAAUAUGGCUCCUUUACUACUUUCGGAAAAUUCAGAUUCAAUGAUUGGUUC
Ceratotherium simum simum (southern white rhinoceros) is the source of this 900-nucleotide messenger RNA. It is a transcript of the gene AKR1E2, whose product is annotated as aldo-keto reductase family 1 member E2. Lineage: Eukaryota; Metazoa; Chordata; Mammalia; Perissodactyla; Rhinocerotidae. Gene Ontology annotation, molecular function: oxidoreductase activity. The record is from RefSeq and is a predicted model, not a curated record.